Messenger RNA from Trachemys scripta elegans, 7027 nucleotides. RefSeq names its product dedicator of cytokinesis 4 (gene DOCK4). Gene Ontology annotation, cellular component: plasma membrane; cytoplasm. Gene Ontology annotation, molecular function: GTPase activator activity; small GTPase binding; guanyl-nucleotide exchange factor activity. Gene Ontology annotation, biological process: small GTPase-mediated signal transduction; cell chemotaxis. NCBI's taxonomy places the organism in Eukaryota, Metazoa, Chordata, Testudines, Emydidae. The record is from RefSeq and is a predicted model, not a curated record.
CAAUCACAACAAUGACUUCUCCGCUGGCGCCCGAGGAGCGUGUCUGAGCCCCGCCGAGCAGCGGCAGCGGCGGCGCUGGGCAGAGGGGCUCGCUGGCCGCCGCUGCUCUCAUUGUUCGGAGAGGGACAAAACCACGCUGUGAGCAUGUGGAUCCCUACAGAGCACGAGAAAUACGGCGUGGUGAUAGCCAGUUUUCGAGGAACAGUCCCACAUGGCUUAUCAUUGGAGAUUGGAGACACAGUUCAAAUACUAGAAAAAUGUGAUGGCUGGUACAGAGGAUUUGCCUUAAAAAACCCAAAUAUCAAGGGUAUAUUUCCAUCCAACUAUAUCCACUUGAAAAAUGCAUGUGUUAAGAACAAAGGGCAGUUUGAAAUGGUUAUUCCAACAGAAGACUCCGUUAUCACAGAGAUGACAUCAACUUUAAGAGAUUGGGGGACCAUGUGGAAACAACUUUAUGUGGCAAUUGGGGCUAGACUUGGUUCCAAGAAAAGAAUAUGCUAUGGUGGAUCCUGACGAGAUCAGCAUUACAGAACUCUAUAGGCUGAUGGAGCAUCGUCAUCGAAAGAAAGACACUCCUAUCCCAGCAAGCAGCCAUCAUCUUUUUGUGCAGAUGAAGAGUCUGAUGUGCUCCAAUCUGGGAGAGGAACUGGAAGUCAUCUUCUCACUGUUUGAUAGUAAAGAGAAUCGACCAAUCAGCGAGAGGUUUUUUUUAAGACUGAAUAGGAAUGGCUUGCCAAAAUGUCCAGAGAAGCCAGAAAGACAUUGUUCUCUCUUUGUGGAUUUGAGUAGCAGUGAACUCAGGAAGGACAUCUACAUCACUGUGCACAUUAUCCGCAUAGGCCGAAUGGGAGCUGGAGAAAAGAAAAAUGCUUGCAACGUACAAUACCGACGGCCCUUUGGCUGUGCAGUCCUCAGCAUUGCAGAUUUACUAGCAGGAGACUCAAAGGAUGACCUUAUCUUAAAAGUAUACAUGUGCAACACCGAGAGUGAUUGGUAUCAGAUCCAUGAAAACAUCAUCAAAAAGCUAAAUGUUCGUUACAACUUGACAGGUUCCAAUGCUGGUCUGGCAGUUUCUCUUCAACUGUUUCAUGGAGACAUUGAACAAAUUAGGAGAGAUUACACAUCCAUGUUUACUCAUGGGGUAUCAAUAACAAGGAAGCUGGGUUUUUCCAAUAUUAUCAUGCCUGGCGAAAUGAGGAAUGAUUUAUACAUCACUAUAGAAAAAGGAGAAUUUGAAAAAGGAGGAAAAAGUGUGGCCAGAAACGUGGAAGUGAUGAUGCACAUUGUGGACAGUGGUGGCCAAAUUUUAAAGGAUUUUAUCUCCUUUGGCUCUGGAGAGCCGCCAGCUAGCAAGUUCCAUUCCUUUGUGCUUUAUCACAACAACAGUCCCAGAUGGGCUGAGCUGCUGAAACUUCCUAUUCCUGUGGAUAAAUUCAGGGGAGCACACAUCCGCUUUGAAUUUCGGCAUUGUUCUACAAAAGAAAAGGGCGAGAAGAAGUUGUUUGGCUUUUCUUUCGUGCCCCUGAUGCAGGAAAAUGGGAGGACAUUGCCAGAUGGCACUCAUGAACUCAUUGUGCACAAGUGUGAAGAAAACACAAACCUUCAGGAUUCUAGUCGCUACCUCAAACUCCCCUUUUCAAAGGGAAUUCUCCUAGGGAAUAACCACCAAGCAAUAAAAACCACUAAAGAGUCUUUCUGGAUUACGUCUUUUCUCUGCUCCACUAAACUCACGCAAAAUGGGGAUAUGCUUGAUCUUCUUAAGUGGAGAGCCCACCCGGACAAAAUUGCAGGCUGCCUCACAAAACUAAAAGAAAUUGAUGGUUCAGAAAUAGUAAAGUUCCUUCAGGACACACUGGAUACUUUAUUUGGCAUUUUAGAUGAAAAUUCCCAAAAAUAUGGGUCAAAAGUAUUUGAUUCUUUGGUUCACAUAAUAAAUUUGCUGCAGGACAGCAAGUUUCAUCAUUUUAAGCCAGUAAUGGACACUUACAUUGAAAGUCAUUUUGCAGGUGCACUUGCAUACAGGAGGACAUUUCUUAUACAUCUAAAUCAAGAGAGACUGCUUCCAGCAAGCAGUACCCCUACCAUCAUGGUGUUCUACUGCCUCAGAGCUGUGUUUCUCUGCUCCUUCCCAGCUGUAUACUCUGAGCUGCUGAAGCUCUUCGAUGUGCGAGAGGUGGCAAACUUGGUACAUGAUACUCUAGGCAGCUUGCCAACCAUCAUGCAUGUGGAUGAAUCCCUUCAAGCUGUUAAACUGCAGUGCAUUGGUAAAACAGUGGAAAGUCAACUAUACACUAAUCCAGAUUCCAGAUAUAUUCUUCUUCCAGUAGUUUUACAUCACCUCCACAUGCAUUUACAAGAGCAGAAGGAUCUUACAAUGUGUGCACGUAUCCUUAGCAACAUAUUUUGUUUCAUAAAGAAAAAUAGCUCAGAAAAAUCCGUCUUGGAAGAAAUAGAUGUGAUUGUGAACAGCCUGCUGGAUAUACUGUUGAGAACCAUAUUAGAGAUCACAAGCAGACCUCAGCCAUCAGGGUCUGCGAUGCGCCUGCAGUUUCAAGACGUGACUGGGGAAUUUGUUUCCUGUCUCUUGUCACUAUUACGACAAAUGACAGACCGACAUUACCAGCAACUUCUUGAUAGAUUCAACACAAAGGAUGAGCUGAGAGAUUUCCUGCUGCAAAUUUUUACUGUGUUUCGAAUACUCAUACGACCUGAGAUGUUUCCAAAAGACUGGACUGUGAUGCGUUUGGUUGCUAACAAUGUUAUUAUUACAACAGUCCUGUAUCUUUCGGAUGCCCUUCGUAAGAACUUCCUAAAUGAAAACUUUGAUUAUAAGAUCUGGGAUUCCUACUUUUACCUUGCUGUCAUUUUUAUAAACCAAUUAUGUCUGCAACUGGAGAUGUUCACACCUUCCAAGAAGAAAAAGGUGUUGGAAAAAUAUGGUGACAUGCGGGUAACGAUGGGAUGUGAAAUCUUCAGCAUGUGGCAAAAUUUAGGGGAACAUAAACUUCACUUCAUCCCAGCUCUCAUUGGCCCCUUCUUAGAAGUGACACUGAUACCUCAGCCUGACCUGCGGAAUGUAAUGAUUCCCAUUUUCCAUGACAUGAUGGAUUGGGAACAAAGGCGCAGUGGCAACUUCAAACAGGUGGAGGCAAAACUGAUUGACAAAUUGGAUAGCUUGAUGUCUGAAGGCAAAGGUGACGAAACGUACCGAGAGCUCUUCAACAGCAUAAUUCCACUCUUUGGUCCCUAUCCUAGCCUCCUGAAGAAAAUUGAGCGGGAAACGUGGAGAGAAAGUGGUGUUUCAUUAAUCGCCACUGUAACUCGACUAAUGGAAAGGUUACUGGACUACAGGGACUGCAUGAAAAUAGGAGAAGUGGAUGGUAAAAAGAUUGGCUGCACUGUUAGCCUGUUGAACUUUUAUAAGACCGAACUGAAUAAGGAGGAGAUGUAUAUUCGUUAUAUCCAUAAGCUAUACGACCUGCAUCUGAAGGCACAAAACUUUACAGAGGCUGCCUACACACUAUUGCUGUACGAUGAGCUAUUAGAAUGGUCUGACCGGCCAUUGAGAGAAUUUCUAAACUAUCCCAUGCAAACAGAGUGGCAGCGCAAAGAGUAUCUUCACCUUACAAUCAUCCAGAACUUUGACCGGGGAAAAUGUUGGGAGAAUGGCAUCAUCUUAUGCAGGAAGAUUGCAGAGCAGUACGAGAGCUAUUAUGACUACAGAAAUCUCAGCAAGAUGAGGAUGAUGGAAGCUUCUUUGUAUGAUAAAAUCAUGGAUCAACAACGUUUGGAGCCAGAGUUUUUCAGAGUUGGAUUUUAUGGGAAAAAGUUUCCAUUUUUCUUGAGAAAUAAGGAGUUUGUUUGCCGAGGACAUGACUAUGAGAGAUUGGAGGCUUUCCAGCAGCGAAUGUUGAAUGAGUUCCCACAUGCCAUUGCUAUGCAACAUGCCAAUCAGCCAGAUGAGACGAUCUUUCAGGCAGAAGCACAGUAUCUGCAGAUCUAUGCAGUGACACCAAUUCCUGAAAGCCAGGAGGUCCUGCAGAGAGAGGGCAUCCCAGAUAACAUCAAGAGUUUUUAUAAAGUGAAUCACAUCUGGAGAUUCCGAUAUGACAGGCCAUUCCACAAAGGGACCAAAGACAAGGAGAAUGAAUUCAAGAGUCUGUGGGUGGAAAGAACAACAUUGAUCUUAGUGCAGAGUUUGCCUGGGAUAUCCCGCUGGUUCGAAGUGGAAAAACGUGAAGUAGUGGAAAUGAGUCCCCUCGAGAAUGCUAUUGAAGUGCUGGAAAAUAAGAACCAGCAGCUGAGAACUCUGAUUAGUCAGUGUCAGACCCGACAGAUGCAGAAUAUAAACCCACUCACAAUGUGUCUGAAUGGGGUCAUAGAUGCAGCAGUUAAUGGUGGAGUUGCUAGGUACCAAGAGGCAUUCUUUGUGAAGGAAUAUAUCUUGAACCACCCAGAGGAUGGGGAGAAGAUCACACGCUUGAGAGAGCUGAUGCUUGAGCAGGCCCAGAUUCUAGAAUUCGGAUUAGCUGUACAUGAGAAGUUUGUGCCUCAGGAUAUGAGACCUUUACACAAAAAGCUAGUUGAUCAGUUCUUUGUGAUGAAGUCAAGUUUGGGAAUACAGGAAUUCUCUGCAUGUGUGCAAGCUAGUCCUGUUCACUUCCCUAAUGGAAGCCCUCGUGUAUGUAGAAAUUCAGCGCCUGCUUCUAUGAGUCCAGAUGGUGCCAGGGUAAUUCCUAGACGCAGUCCAUUAAGUUACCCAGCCGUAAACAGAUAUUCAUCCUCGUCGUUGUCAUCACAAGCCUCUGCUGAAGUCAGCAAUAUCACUGGGCAAUCAGAAAGCUCCGACGAAGUUUUCAACAUGCAGCCAAGUCCAUCUACCUCAAGCUUGAGUUCUACUCAUUCCGCUUCACCUAAUGUGACCAGCUCUGCUCCAUCCAGUGCCAGAGCUUCUCCUUUGUUGUCUGACAAACAUAAACAUUCCAGAGAAAAUUCUUGCCUGUCCCCAAGAGAGAGGCCAUGCAGUGCCAUCUACCCGAUUCCUGCAGAACCUUCACAGAGAAUGCUGUUUAAUCAUAUCGGAGAUGGUGCUUUGCCCCGAAGUGAUCCUAACCUGUCUGGCCCUGAGAAAGCUGUAAACACCACACCCAGCAGUUGGAGUCUGGACAGUGGAAAAGAAGCCAGGAAUAUGUCAGAAAGUGGAAAGCUUAUGUCUCCCCCUGUGCCACCAAGACCCACACAAACUGCUUCACCGGCAAGGCAUGUAGCUUCAGUUUCCCCUUCUCCUGCUGGCAGAUCUCCAAUGAAGGGAUCCAUGCAAUCAUUUACCCCAUCUCCAGUGGAAUGUCAUUCCUCGGGGCUCAUAUCCAACUCCCCAGUCUUGUCAGGAAGUUACAGCAGUGGAAUCUCUUCACUUAGCCGAUGUAGCACAUCAGAAACUUCUGGCUUUGAAAGUCAAGGGAGUGAACAAACUAUUCCAAACUACAGUGUUUCUGAGGAGCCGAUGAGAAAAGAAAGUAAAACUCCUCCACCUUACAGCGUUUAUGAACGAACUUUGAGACGGCCUGUUCCGCUACCUCACAGCCUCUCCAUCCCUGUCACUUCAGAUCCACCAGCACUGCCACCCAAACCCCUGCUGGCGCGGCCAAACAAUCUGGAAAACAGUAGCCGGAGGACUGAACAGGUUCCUCGGCCCAGGCCUCUUCCUCGGAAAGUGUCUCAGUUAUAAGAAGUCACUUUUAUAUUUACUUGCAAUGAAUUCUUUACCGUUUACGAAAUAAUAUUUAAAAAAAGUAAAAUACAUUUAGUGUAGGCACUUUAAUAUUUUACCCAAUUUUUCUUUUAAAUGAUUUUUAAAAUGCUUAUUAGUAUUAUGUUGCACAUUAUUAAAUGAAAUUAAUAAUUUUGAUUGCCAGAUAUUACAGGAAGCAUGAAUGAGAGAAUGUUGUUAAUUUCAAGGUGGUAAAUAUGGAUGCAUAGCUUUUUGGUAUGUUAUGUUCAUUUUUUAAAAAAUAAUUUAAUUAAAUCUAAAACCCCACGAGCUCUCAUUUGCAUUAGUUGUAUGCUUCUUACAAAAUGUAGGCUAUGCUAACUGAGCUAAUUACUAGAAAUAAAUGCACGCUUCCUAACCACAUUGUUUGUAGGCUAGGACAUUUCUGCAAGUAGGCUGAAGGUUGUUCCCAUUUCCCCAUGAGCAGGUUGGUCAAUUCAAAUAUCUGUGCAUGUGGGGUUAGGGGUGGUGCAGAGGAGGGGGUUGUUAAUGCAAGUUACCCUGCAGUAAAAAGUUCUAAAGACAAAAGUUGUAAGUUCUUGAAACAAAAUACUACUUUUGUGUUGCUUUCUAAGAGUAACAAAUAUUCACAUUUCAUUCAGUGUAGAACACCUUUCUGGGAAUUAAUUUGAUUGUUGAGAAACUCUUUAGUCUCAUAACAGUAGCUUAUCUCCUGUAUCUGGUGCACUUCUUUCUUUUUAAGGUGCGAUUUACCUUUACUCUUUCAGUUAGCCCAUACAAAAAAAAUCCCAUUAAUAGUUGGAGGUUUUCUCCUGUCUUUGAAAGUUAACUUCAAAAAAAAAAAACUCUGUACCAGAAGAACAAAUAUCCAGAUAUUAUAGAGGCAUAAAUGAAUGUGUCCCAUUAAUAAGGAUACACAAGAAUCAAUACUGGUUAGUAUUAAAUCAAUGCAGUAAGUGAACAAAUUUAAAGAAUAUAAAUCACUAGCUAUGUAUCAGUAAAUUUUUAAAAGAUAAAGGGCAUUAAUUCACAAUUCUGCACAAAUUAACAAAAUUCCUAACAGCUCUUCGUGUAUAUUCUUACUAGUGCAGGUUUUUGUUGUUGUUUGUUAUUGGUUUUUAUUUUUGAUUGGUUGUUUUAACUUAGUUGAUCAUUGUCAUCUUUACUGAAGGAAGAUGAUGGUAGACAGUUCUAGGUUGAAUUUCACUAGAUAGCGUCUGUAAAGCAAUGGAAAGCUAAUGCCCAGAUGUAGGAGUGUGGAGAAAGCACCUUGUGUAUGUAUUUUUUGUAGCUCUU